This is a messenger RNA of Plasmodium gonderi, 978 nucleotides long. RefSeq lists its product as hypothetical. The record is from RefSeq and is a predicted model, not a curated record. NCBI's taxonomy places the organism in Eukaryota, Apicomplexa, Aconoidasida, Haemosporida, Plasmodiidae. The transcript is spliced from 3 exons. Bases 1 to 978 code for a protein of 325 amino acids.
AUGGUAAACAUAAAUUGGCCAGGGCUUCUUAAAUGGUCUACUAAAUAUGCAGAUGGUACCAUAGACACGAACAAACGGCUAAGCAAGGAAGACAUAGAAUUCCUUCAAGGGGCAAUAAAAGAUGCCCUGAGUCAAGUGGAAGAUCCAUACGAAGCAAUAAAUGAGGCAGUGCGUAAUUUUGAAAACAAAGAUGAAGGAAUAAUUUUAGCGUCCGCCAAAAUAGUGGAAAGAUUGGUUGAUGAAUAUCCAGAAGUUUCUCGAAAUUUACAUAAAAUAAACGCAAUAGAUCCAUUGUUAAAAUUGUUAAAUCAAACAAAUAAUCAUAUUUUAGAAUCGGUACUUCAGAUAUUUUCCUUAGCCUUAUCGAAUAACCCAGAAUUACAGGAAUGUGUUUUUAAAAAGAAUGCAUUAAAAACUCUAUUAAUAAAAUUACAAGAGUCUCAAAAAACAGUUAUUGAUAAAAAAUUAAUUACAGCCAUUUCAGCAUUAAUUAGACAUCAUGAUGAAGCAGAAAAUAAAUUCAUUGACUAUGGGGGGGUUGGUUUUUUAGUUUACGGAAUGCAAACGAACAUUUACAAAUACCAAGAAAAAUCUGCUCUUCUUUUAAAACAUUUGGUUCAUCAAAACAAAAUUACUUUUGAAAUAUUUUUAAAAAAUGAAAUUAUAAAAGGACUCAUAUGUCUAGCAAACAACAAAAACAUUGACGAAACGGGAAUACAGUAUGGAGAAACCACAGCAGAACUUUUUUUAGCCUUAAUGCAGAACCACAGGCAUAAGCUAGCCAAAACCGGCUACCUGAAUACAUUGAAAAAACUCAUCGAGGACCGAUUAGAAUAUUUACAUGUCGUACAAGACAGUGCAUCGUAUGACGUUUCUCAAGAGAUCCAGCUCUUCACGGAUUGUCUCAAGUUGACCAGUUGGCCAGGUGCCAAACCGCCUGAACAGGACAGCAAUAACUUCAGUAUAUCCAAUUGGUAA